GUUUUCUUGAGUCGUUGCCUGAUUCACAGAUGCAAGAGGAUGAUGUGUGCAUGGCAACUCCUGAGGCGCAAGAGGAUGAUGUGUGCAUGGCAACUCCUGGGGCGGAAGAUCCGGAGAAUUCGAAGGAUGCAUCUUCACCCACGUUUCGCCCAAAACCGGCAAAUAAGCAAGGCGAAUCAGGACUAGGCGAGGAAAAGGCACAAAGUAACAUCAGGGUGGAGAGGGAGCAGAGGACUCAUCUAGGUGUAGUACAGCCUAUCGUACUACUGCCAGAGCACUUGACGAGUGAUAUGACAGCUCCGCACAUCGGAGUUAGACCACUGAAGAGUGAUGCGGACAGCACAAACAGCGGGGAAAGAACCCCCGAGCAACGUGAUUUGCUCACUGUUUUGUACAUGACUUCCCGCAAUCAACGAGCAUACACGCAACUUAUGAUCCCAUCAUUAGUGCAGGCGAAUAGACAAGCGGUGCUGGCUAGUAUUGAGGAUGAAGUACGUCAGUCAUCAGAAGACAUAGCCAGUUAUCCUUCAGGUGCGUCAGAACAAGCAGCAGCCGAAGAAAAAAGUGCGGCGAGCGACACUGAAAUUGCGGUAGUGGCUCAGAAACUACAUGAGAAGCUGUUUCCUCACAACAGACCCCAUUUGCAUUUGGAGGAUUCGAAUUCCAUGAACUUUCGUGCUUCUCCUGUCCUGAAACACGAAGUCCAUACCUGGUUGAUUCAAUUCGCAGGCCUUCUCGCAGGAGCUGAGAACGACGAUGUCAAUGAGAAAAUCAGAAGUUUCAACGCAGAAGUUGAAAAGCAGAAGAACACUCAUGACGAUGGCAGUGCAAAGGCGAUGAUCCCCUCUUCUCUCACUCUCGCAAGACUUUUUCGAAGACAAAAGAGCAUUCAAAUUCCCAACCCUGCGACCUCAACCUCAGUGUCGACGCCUGUCAUCGAUGAACUCCUUCACCACGCCUUGAUUUACAGCUUGGAACGGGCUUCGACCCUACCGCAAGAUGGAUACUGGUAUUCACUCGUGGACGAGGCAUGGGACACUUUCGAUUUGGGAAAAGCGAAGGAAGGCCUAUCAAGUGGAAAUGAGCAAAAGGAGGAUUCUGCCGGUCC
Amoebophrya sp. A25 is the source of this 1108-nucleotide messenger RNA. NCBI's taxonomy places the organism in Eukaryota, Dinophyceae, Syndiniales, Amoebophryaceae. The record is from the annotation of a GenBank genome assembly.